Molecule: messenger RNA, 696 nt
Organism: Perkinsus marinus ATCC 50983
Lineage: Eukaryota; Perkinsozoa; Perkinsida; Perkinsidae
Exons: 3
Coding region: 1-696 (231 amino acids)
Biological process (GO): negative regulation of DNA-templated transcription
Cellular component (GO): nucleus
Molecular function (GO): metal ion binding; RNA binding
Source: RefSeq, a predicted model, not a curated record
AUGCUUGAUACGCCCCCGACAACAGCAGAGGAGACUGAUGAAAAUAUAGGAGGCAACUUAUUCCCUGAUGAUGAUAAUACUCCCAGGGUGGUCGCCUCACCUAGUCCUGCCGCUCGGCCUCCUAUGAAUGCUAGGGAGAGGAAGAAGGAGUGGUUUCAAUCUCUGUAUAGCAGUGUUAAAGCAACCCCUUGUCGGUACUAUGCUCAAGGGAGGUGUGCCAAGGGCGACGCCUGUUCAUACAGCCACGACGAGGUGGCUGCUGGCAAGCUCAGGAAGGCUCAUCGUGAUGCUAUGGCCAGUGUGCCGUGUAAAUUCUACAUAGUAUUGGGACGAGGGUGUAGGGAGGGAGAUGCCUGUCGGUACUCUCAUGAGGUGGCCAGCUUCCCAUGCGUACGAGAGUCUAUCAGUGGCCGUUGUGGGCAGAGCGGCCCUCCGCAGAGCAGCUGUCCGAUGCGGCACUUCCCAUUGGCGGUACGCCAGUCGGAGGUGUAUAAGACGUGGAUCAUGGAGCUGUACUCUCCCUUUAUAAAGGAGAGAAUGGAGGCGGGGGAUGACCGAGUGGCAUCACUAUGGGCGGGGUUUUACACGGACACAGUGUCCGAUCCGGCGACCCUGAAUCGCAAUUUCGAGCAGAUCAACACGUACAUUGCUCAAAGGGUUGGAGCUAAUACGGCAGGACAUCGAUGGGGGCACUGA